Molecule: messenger RNA, 1317 nt
Organism: Suillus paluster
Lineage: Eukaryota; Fungi; Basidiomycota; Agaricomycetes; Boletales; Suillaceae
Exons: 3
Coding region: 1-1317 (438 amino acids)
Molecular function (GO): protein binding
Source: RefSeq, a predicted model, not a curated record
AUGCCAUCCGUUAUGCACGACGCAGAAGACACGAGAAUAGUCCCUUCAAUGGAGAUAAACUCUCGUCCUCAAACCCACGGCAAUCAAUCUCAGGAUGGGCCCGGUGCACACGGCGGCCUCUCUGUCCCAUCUGAACUAAUACAUCACAUACUUGGAUACCUGGGGAAGGCAGACCUGGUGAACACGGCAAUCGUGUGCCCAAGUUUCCGGAGCGUUUCCCAGCGCGUGAUUUACAGGAACGUCGAACCUGCCGAGGAUAUGGUUAUACCGUGCCUCAAAUGCCUUUCAUCGUACCCGUAUCUCGCAUCUUGUGCUCGUACUCUGAUCUUGUCUGAUGCUACUCGACAUUAUGACGUAUUCUCCAAUUUUUUCAACCUACUUCGUCGCGCCUUGUUAAACACUUCUUCGCUCACGGAUCUUACGCUUCUCCUCGACGGCCCCUACGCAAGAUAUCUGCUUGGAUGUUCAUUUCGGCUUCGUUCUUUGACCACGACACUCGCUUGGGACAAUGACUUCAUUACUUGGAUGUCAGAGCAGACGGAACUGCGCAAUGCCAUGUUUGGCGGCAAAUUCAUGAAGCACAUGGUUCUACCUAGUGACACUCUUCAAAAGCUUACAAGGGUCUCCGCGUCCCCUUUGAUAUUGGCUGUGGUGGUUCCCAAUCGAAAAAUCAAGGAAGUGGAACUAUGCUUACUACAGCAGGAGCUUUUCAAAGAUGAUAUCCUCAAUACCGCAUCGAACAUCCUUUCCUAUUCCACCGGUCCGUUGACCGCACUGCAGAUCAUCGCCUAUCUGAGUGAUACCCAGGAUGCACUCGCAGCUUUGAAAGCGAUUCCAAAUAAUUUGCCCAAACUGAAUUCAUUCGCCUUUUAUUCGAGUGAUGGAGCAGUCUCGCAGGAACUUCUCAACGCCUUUCCUGAUUUCCUAUGUGGCUUUGAGUGCCUCAGGUCGCUGACACUGAUGUCGCGAAAUAAAGCCGAUUCACUACAUGACAAAGCUUUCACGGCUGGCCUUGCGUCAAGGUGGCACAAAGCAUGUCCCUCUUUGCAAAGCGUCUCGCUUGCGGGGUCCAUAUGGUUACAUAACCCCCGGCACGGUUGGGUGACGUUGGCGGAUCUUGAGCGUCUCCUGCGAGACCGUCAGGGGCUGCUUCUGUCCCGACAGAAGUACUGGAUAGAAGCGGACCCAAAAACGCUCUCCCUGGAAGAGGUGAACAUGAAUUUAGAAGAGGACAAAGAGGAGGCAGAGCAUGGCAAUCAGAUGCAGCGGCAGAUGAACAUGCUUCAAGAUAGUCUCCUCCAGUUUGGUGGCCCUUGA